Lithohypha guttulata is the source of this 2625-nucleotide messenger RNA. RefSeq lists its product as uncharacterized. Bases 1 to 2625 code for a protein of 874 amino acids. Gene Ontology annotation, biological process: mitochondrial RNA 5'-end processing. Gene Ontology annotation, cellular component: mitochondrion; mitochondrial envelope. Lineage: Eukaryota; Fungi; Ascomycota; Eurotiomycetes; Chaetothyriales; Trichomeriaceae. The record is from RefSeq and is a predicted model, not a curated record. The transcript has a single exon.
AUGCCUCCUGCUGGCAAUGGACCAGGCUACGUCUGUCUGCCAUGCCUCCUCAGAAGCACGAGGACUCAAACACCUCAUCGAUCCCUCCGUCUUGACAAGUCCCUGCAACAGACACCCAAGUCGGCGAUACAUUCGAGUGUCAGCUUGCGUCGACAAGCCAGAGCAGCCCAAGAUGGACAUAAUCCACACGAUGCGGCGUCGACACUUGCCAGCAAGCCAGCUGCUGAACCUCCGGCUCCUGUCAGUGUCGAACUCAGUUCCGCAGAAAGGUCAAAGAUUGGAAGGUUUCACGAAUUUCGUGUGAGACUUCAAGAACAGCUUGACGCUUCGGCAAAAAUAGCGUCAAAUAGAGACGAUAGUCCUCUGGGAGCCAUGAUCGAGAAAGUUUUGGCGCACACAGAAGAUGAUGGAUUACGAACAUUUACAAGUGCCGCAGGGAAGCACUACUCCGAAGUGCCAACUCGCGCGUUCAUUCAAGAUCUGGAUCGUAUCACACCACAUAGACGACCUUCAGCAAAGCUUGUUGAUAACGCGGACACUAUCGUUAUGCUAAAAAAUUUGGGCGUUCUGCAGGAGGGUAUACCAAAAGAGAAGACAACUGCAUCAAAAUCGAAAGGUCCUGUCUCUAAAGACAAGUCAACUUUGCAGACAGACAAUGCUUCUUCAAAUCCAACAGCUGAAGCUAAGAAGACCGCACGAAAAGCAAGGAGAACUGCUCGGGCUAGGGUCAAGGCUCGCAAAGUCCCUUCCAGCGCUAAACCUGUGAGGCUGGCUGCUAGAAAACCGCUAAUGGUUGCAUCGAAUAAUGCACCGGGCAAGAAAACGCCCUCAAAAGACGUUGCUAUGGAGAGAUAUGCUUCAUCCAAAGCAGCCACCGUCCAACCGCCGACAGAUGCCAGAUCAAUAGACAGCUCAUUCGUCCGCUACAAAGCAGUGGAUGUAGAAGCAGCAGCUCAAGUGCCGAAAUUGAGCUUCGACCUCUCGCGGGUCUUGUUCAAUCCAGGUGUAUAUCAUCUACAGGACCCGAGGUCCCGAGUUUAUAACUUCGAUCCUUAUCUGGAGAACAUCAUGCCGAUAACAGAAUUUAAUUUCGACGCCUUGAACCCUUACGUUACCUCUUCGCAAGACACUACCUUGCGAGACGUCUCCAUGAAGCAUCAGAAGCGAUACAUUGGCUCCUCGUCUAGUAUGUCGGGAGCCAUGUCGCAGUUCCACUUUCUUCUCUCGGCCUGGAGGCCUAUCAAUUUCUCAAUAUUGAGCCAAAGGUUUAUGGGACAUUUAAGCAGUUUCACGACAAUCACACGAGCACCAGCAAGCAUCUUUCUGAGGUGGAGAGACGGAGUGUAUGCCGUUGAUGCUGACAAAGAGCACGAUUCACCUAACAUUCUAAUGAUGCAGGGUAAAUCAAUGGAGAAGCUACUGACUCUGGAAAAGAACGAAUUUGAGAAGUAUCGGAAACCCAAAGCAGGCCAAGAUGCACCAGCCAUUGACACUGAGCCUGAGGUUUAUCAUUACUCAACCACUGACAAGUUCUUGCUACGUUCUCAGCUUGAUGCUUACGAUCCACGACUGCCAGGUACAGGAACCUUCGAUUUGAAGACCCGGUCUGUAGCUGGUGUUCGAAUGCUUAUGCAUGAGCAUGAGAGUGGAAUGAACUAUGAGAUAAAAGACCGUUUUGGCAUGUGGGAGUCAUUUGACCGCGAAUACUACGACAUGAUCCGAUCUGCGUUUCUGAAGUACUCGAUGCAGGUGCGAAUGGGCCGCAUGGACGGUAUCUUCGUCGCUUAUCACAACAUCGCCAGAAUAUUUGGAUUUCAAUAUAUCUCUUUGCCUGAGAUGGACAUGGCGCUCCAUGGUCAGGCAGACACUGUGCUGGGAGAUCGUGAGUUCCUGGUAACCUUGAAAUUAAUGGGGGAAAUCUUCGAUGCGGCGGUCCAGGUAUUCCCUGAACAAUCGCUGAGAAUGACUUUUGAUACAAAAGAGCCUGUCAACGAUCAAUCAGCCAUAUAUAUGCGCAUAUUUGUGGAACCUAUGCCCGAAGAUGUAAUUGAGAAGACCCAAAAAUCCAGCAAAGUGAAGCUGGACGCGUACGAGAAAGCCAUGGCGCAGGGUUUGAAAUUGGACAAAUCUGCCCCGUCGCCUUCACGGACACUUGAAGAGGUUUUCGCAAGCGGACAAAGCUCGCCGUCUACACUCGAGUCUAACGCUGCUGAUAUCGGGUUCCUUGACAGCAUCCUAGGUACCCGAGCGCCGGACGGUGAGAAGCCAGAGGCGCAGGGGAAAACACAAGGCAACAACCAAGCAAAGGUCGAAGCGGCGCCCGUUAUAGGUUACGAACUCCACAUCUGGAACGAGGUUAAUGGUAAAAACGUCCUUCGCCCUACUGAUAUCACCUCGGAAGACCGCUGGACUGUCAAAUACAAGCUCGAUCGAAUGGAUAACAACACGACUCGAGCGAAUUCGAACAGAAGUCGUACCAAAAGAGCUCAGGCUCUAGGCCGAGACGACAAGGAAGGCUACUUUCAGAGAAUGAUCCGGCAAUUGAACGAGUCUGGUCGAGAAUGGCGUGCAGAACAGGAUCAACUCGAUGGUCAGAGAGAAAAGGUUACGUUGUACAAUAAUUAA